This is a messenger RNA of Girardinichthys multiradiatus, 3059 nucleotides long. It is a transcript of the gene med16, whose product is annotated as mediator complex subunit 16. Lineage: Eukaryota; Metazoa; Chordata; Actinopteri; Cyprinodontiformes; Goodeidae. Gene Ontology annotation, cellular component: mediator complex. The transcript is spliced from 16 exons. The record is from RefSeq and is a predicted model, not a curated record. The coding region runs from base 380 to 2890 and encodes 836 amino acids. Gene Ontology annotation, biological process: positive regulation of DNA-templated transcription. Gene Ontology annotation, molecular function: protein binding.
AAUACGGGAAUUAUCUGUAGAGCAGUCACCUUCAGCACCAAGAAGCAAGCACAACACAGAUUUAAUCAUUUUUAUGUCAAGCUUGUUGUGGAAAUGCUUCCAUAAAUCAGUUUUACAUUCAGGCAGCUGUUCGGACAGCUUGCGUUGGACCGAGGCGGAUUGUUUUUAAACACAAACGAUCUUUAACUCCGCUUUAUGAAUAUACUUAAACUCUAAAAUUCUGUUAUUCUAAACCUUGCCCGGUUCCGACCCGCAGUUUAUAUUAAAGUUUAUUCUUUAAGCUUUAACUCUGAGUCUGAACCAGAUUAUUUUCUUUAUUUUAUCGGCGCUUAAUCGGUCAGGUGAGGUGUCCUCCCAGUUCUUCUUCUUUGGUUAAAUCAUGGAGCUGGCGUAUGUGUGUGAGUGGGAGAAACGUCCAAAGAGCACCCACUGUCCAUCCAUCCCUCUGGUCUGCUCCUGGUCCUGCAGGAACCUGGUGGCCUUCACCACUGACCUGAAGAAUGAAGAUGAUGACAAAGACAUCAGUCACAUGAUCCACAUCAUUGACUCCGAGCAUCCCUGGGACGUGUUCUCCAUCAACUCUGGCCACAGCGAGGUCAUUUCUUGUCUGGAGUGGGACCAGUCUGGUUCUAGGCUGCUGUCCGCUGAUGGCGACGGUCAGAUUAAAUGCUGGUCCAUGUCGGACCACCUGGUCAACAGCUGGGAGAGGGUCCUCUCCAGCUCUGUGGACGGAGAUCCCAUCGUGGCUCUGAGCUGGCUGCACAACGGCGUCAAACUGGCACUGCAUGUGGAGAUGUCCGGUUCCACCAACUUCGGGGAGAAGUUUUCGCGGGUGAAGUUCUCUCCGUCUCUCACUCUGUUUGGCGGGAAGCCUAUGGAGGGCUGGUUGGCGGUGACCGUGAGCGGCCUGGUCACCGUGUCGCUGCUGAAGCCAGGGGGCGCCCUGCUGACAGCCAGUGAGAGCCUGUGUCGGCUGCGAGGACGCGUGGCAUUGGCCGACAUCGCCUUCACAGGAGGAGGCAACAUCGUGGUGGCCGCCACCGAUGGCAGCAGCUCCUCCCCGGUUCAGUUUUACAAGGUGGUGGUAAGCGUUGUGAGCGAGAAGUGUCGUAUCGACACUGAGCUGCUGCCAUCGCUGUUCCUGCGUUGCACCACCGACCCGAUGAGGAGGGACAAAUACCCAGCUGUCACUCAUCUCAAGUUUCUGACCCGAGAGAACUCGGAGCAGGUGCUGCUGUGUGCAUCCAAUCAGAACGGCAGCAUUGUGGAGUGUUGGUCCCUGAGGAAGGAGGGACUUCCUGUCAACAACAUCUUCCAGCAUCGAUCUCCAGUUGUGGGUGAGAAGCAGCCAACUAUCCUGAAGUGGAGGAUCCUGACGACCACCAGUGACCUGGAGCGAGUGUCUGCCGUGGCUCUGCCCAAACUGCCCAUCUCCAUCUCCAACACCGACCUGAAGGUGGCGUCAGACACCAAGUUCUGCCCCGGCCUCGGUUUGGCUCUGGGCUUCCAUGAUGGCAGCAUCCAGAUCCUCCACCGCCUCUCCCUCCACACCAUGGGGGUCUUCUACGGCUCCUCCUCCUCUGCCCAGCGGCCCGGAGAUGAGGCCGCCAUCAAACGCCAGAGGACCGCAGGCCCCACGCUCCACUUCAAGGCCUUGCAGUUCUCCUGGACCUCGUUGGCCCUGGCUGGAGUCGACAGCCAUGGAAAGCUCCACAUGCUGCGAGUGUCACCCUCCAUGGGUCAGGUUCUGGAGAUGAACACCACACUGCGCCACCUGCUGUUCUUGCUGGAGUACUGCAUGGUGACGGGCUACGACUGGUGGGACGUCCUGCUGCACGUGCAGCCCAACAUGGUCCACAACCUGGUGGAGAAACUGCACGAGGAGUACAUGAGGCAGAACCAGGCACUGCAGCAGGUUCUGGCAACACGUAUCGUAGCUGUCAAAGCCUCUCUCUGUAAACUGUCCACGGCGACGGCUGCCAGAGCAUGUGAUUUCCACGCCAAACUGCUGCUGAUCGCCAUCAGCUCCACCCUCAAGUCUCUGCUGAGGCCGCACGUCCUCAACACGCCUGACAAGAGUCCAGGUGACCGCCUGACCGAGAUCUGCGCCAAGAACACAGACACAGACAUUGAUAAGGUGAUGAUCAAUCUGAAGACGGAGGAGUUUGUGCUGGAUGGUCCUCCCCUUCAGUCACUGCAGCAGCUCAUCCAGUGGGUGGGAGACUUCGUCCUGUAUCUGCUUUCAAACCUGCCCAACCAGGUGAGUCAGGGCUCCAUUGUUCGGCCCGGUUUUGGCUUCAUGAGAGACGGUGCAUCUUUGGGAAUGCUGAGGGAGAUGCUGGUGAUGAUCCGGAUCUGGGGUCUGCUGAAGCCUGGCUGCCUCCCCACCUUCACCGCCAUGUCAGACAACCAGGACAGCAUGCAGCUGCUGUUCAGACUGCUCACCAAACUGUGGCUGUGCUCACGGGACGACGGCCUCCCCCAGGAACCCGAUGAGAGCCUCAUAGAUGAGUGUUGUCUGCUGCCCAGUCAGCUGCUGGUUCCCAGUAUGGACUGGCUCCCAGUGAAUGAUGGUAUUAUCGUGAAGUUGCAGGGAAAGCUUCCACUGCGGCUGCAGUUUGGAAAAGCCUCAUCGUUACAAGGAGCAGGAGGCGCCGCUCCCCUGGACGUCUUCACCAGGAGUCCUGGAGCUCAGAAGAUGGAUAACCUGCGCUGCAUUCACAUGGGCGUCAGUCCCACUGAAGAGAGUAAGGCCUGCACCAGGUGUGGCUGUGUGACGAUGCUUCGCUCCCCCAACAAGACCAAUGCCAUUAAGCAGUGGGAGCAGCGCUGGAUCAAGAACUGCCUGUGUGGGGGUCUAUGGAGGAGGAUCCCGCCCACGUUCUCCUGAACACACCUGAGCAGGUGUGUUCACCCUCACUGUGGUCAUGUAGCUGGACACAAGUUCUGAAUGAAGCAGGCGUAAGGACCAGAACCUCCUGCUUUAAAACCUACGAGGCUGCAGCGCCCCCUGUCUUCUGUAAAUAAAACCUGUUUUUCUAAUAAAGAUUCCAAACUUA